Acaulospora colombiana is the source of this 1872-nucleotide messenger RNA. The record is from the annotation of a GenBank genome assembly. Lineage: Eukaryota; Fungi; Glomeromycota; Glomeromycetes; Diversisporales; Acaulosporaceae.
AUGCCUCCAGCAGCGAAAUUGGCACGACAGUUGUAUCAAGAGCGUAUUCGCGAGUUGAAAUCCAUGGUGUCAUCAACCGAACAAAAAUUUCGGGCGAUCGUCACUGAAAUUGAGGAUAUACGCUCUGGAAAGUUGGACGCACAGCUUUCCGGGAUGCUGAGGGAAGAACAAAAGAAGAAGGAAAUGUCCGAUCAGCGAGAGAAGGCUUUGGAAAAAGGAGAACCUGAAGAGGAAACAUUCGAGAACAUCGGUAUUGAGGCCACCGCCUCUUUGUCGGAACAAUCCGGCGUACAAAAAUUUUCGGAUGAGAAGAUGAAUAUCAAUGAACCGAGCGAAGAUGAUGAAAAGAUGGUUAUGGAGGGUAACGACACGAUGCCUCUCACGACACAUGAAGGGAAGAUCACGAGCGAUCGCGAAGUUACAGGAGGUCACACGGAUACCGGCGAGAAGUCUCGGGCAUCGGGCAAAUUCGCACACAACGAUUCAUCGAACGAAGUCUUGAUUAAGGCCAACGUUGAAGCGGAUCGACCACGAACUCCAGGACGCGAUAGCGCCGAGGAUGUGGCUCUUGCUCUAUCACCGCCAACGCCGCUUGACGUGGAAAAUAAUGAACCGAGAGAGGUUGUCGAGGAUCUCGUUUCAUCGAAGACUCCACCACGGAGCCCUGAGGUCAUCAUGGAAGUGAACACCCCCAUGAACGCGCACCUUUCGGCAGACGAGAAUAUGGACGCAAUGAUGGAGAUCGAUGAAUCUCUUGAAGGACAAGUUGAAGAUCUUGAAUCAGCCAAAAAUGAUCAGAUCAAGGAGAGUAAUUCGGACUCUCGAACCAUCACUCCGGCUCUAAGUCCGCAGAGCUCACAGCAUAGCACUGGUAAAUUGGCGAUCUCACCGAAAGAACUGUCGUCUGAAGAAAAUGAAGAGAUCAUGAUUCCUCCAGAGUCAGAUAAGGAAGAAACGGAAUCGGUUGAAAGUUUCAUUGCCAUUGAACCAGAUGUCGCCGAGGUUAUUGACAACGCGCAUGUUUCGGAAGCCGAAGCGACGGAGAUCACACCAAAUCAACUCGCGGACACGAUAAGCUCACCGGACAACGAUGAGGAAGUGGAGGAAGUAGGAUCUCCCAUGGACGAAGAAUUGGAGUCUGGUUACGCGCUACCUGCCUUGAAUUUAGAAAAAAUAAAGAAGGAACUUAUCAAUGACGCACGAAUGAUGGAAGCGCGUCAUAAGGAAGAUGUGAAUGCAUCGGUGAAAGGGGAUUCACCAACCAUAAAGACCGAAUUCAAGGAACCGCUGACUCUCGUAGAUGUGACGACGAAUACGACGGGACCACCAUCGACUCCCGAUGAAAGCAGUUCGCUCGAUGACAAGAAGCAGAAGACGUGGAUGAAGCUGGUCGCCAUGAUCCUGCAAGAAAUUUCAAAUCAUCGCUACGCCAGUGUUUUUCAAAAUCCAAUCAGGGAACAAGAUGCACCUGGCUAUUAUGAAAUCGUUAGACAAUCAAUGGAUCUGAAAACGUUGAAGAGACGUCUUCGCGACGGCGUUGUACAUGACACCGACCAAUUUCAUCGCGAUCUCAUGUUAAUGUUCAUGAAUGCAUCCGUGUUCAACGGAAAGGAGACGGAUAUUCACCAGAUGGCGACGGAGAUGAAAGAUUUCGUCGAGAACCUGAUCAACGACUUCAGAAGGAGCGAGAGCUCUGGAAUCUCCGGAGGGGUUCACGAGCCGGCGACAAGAAGAAAGAGCAUGGCCUUAGAGGUGAAAGAAGCAAUUUGUACACCCAAAGAUGAUCGACGAAAUGAUGCGAUCGACUUCCAAAAGGCGAAAGAGGAGUUCGGUAUCGAUCAAAUGAUGAGCACGGGGUAUCAUUUUCCUUGA